AUGGACAACGCAAUGGCUCUGCUUGCGCUGCAGCUUAGCCCCGGAGUAGCGGCGGGUGUUUACUUCCCAGCAAUGAGGCUUCUGCUUUUCUGCAUUUCUCUUGGGAUACUGGGUCUGUGUAUGGCUCCUCAGGUGGGGGCUGAGACCUACCAGCUGAGAUAUAAAUCGGACGCAUUUGAUGAUCAGUACAUCGGCUGCGCAGACAAGAUGGAGAAACACAUGUUUCUGGUGCUGAAGAAGGAGAAGUUGAACAGAGAAUUCGGCUCCGCUUGGGAUAAUGCGACGGAAAAGUGGGAGGAGAUAGAGCCCACGUUGGAGCUUCCGGACGAGUUCCGGGAUGAGUACGGAAUCGCCCUAUUGGUCUAUACAAACGAUUAUCCCGAGGGGAACCCCAUAUUCCGACAGCUGAACAACAACGUGAGCGCGGCCGGGGUCUCUAGGGAUCAUUACAUGAGGGAGUUUCACUUCAAGGCCCUUCACUUCUACCUGACGCGGGCGCUGCAGCUCCUCAAACCCGACUGUAACAGGACGCUCACGGCCUACCGGGGCAGCGACGCCACCUACAGCCUCUCGUCUCUUUUUCACUUUCGCCAAUUCACCUCCUCCUCUCUCGAUAAAAAGGUGGCACUGCGGUUUGGUAUGGGCUCCGUAUUCCGCAUAGAGACCUGCUUCGGGGCCUCCAUACGAGACUUCUCGUUCUUCCCGGCGGAGGCAGAAGUGUUAAUUCCUGUCACGGAGCAGUUCCGAUUCGUCAAACAGGUCAAAUCGCUGUACGUGGUGGAGAGCACCGGGGUGCAAUGCAGUUACUUCAACUGCGCCUACCUGGGAGGUGAGGGGAUCUCUGCUGAUUGGUGCUAA
Messenger RNA from Xenopus tropicalis (tropical clawed frog), 858 nucleotides. Its product is annotated as ecto-ADP-ribosyltransferase 5-like. The transcript has 3 exons. The record is from RefSeq and is a predicted model, not a curated record. Lineage: Eukaryota; Metazoa; Chordata; Amphibia; Anura; Pipidae. Bases 1 to 858 code for a protein of 285 amino acids. Gene Ontology annotation, molecular function: NAD+-protein-arginine ADP-ribosyltransferase activity.